This is a messenger RNA of Rodentolepis nana, 2985 nucleotides long. The record is from the annotation of a GenBank genome assembly. NCBI's taxonomy places the organism in Eukaryota, Metazoa, Platyhelminthes, Cestoda, Cyclophyllidea, Hymenolepididae.
AUGCAAAACGUAGCUGCUUCUGUAACAGAUACUUUUGGAAACAUGAAACCAUGGUUUCAAAAGGUUACCAAUCAGGCUAAGACUACUGACUCAAAAUAUUUUACAACUACCAAAAAGGGUGAAAUAUUUGAGUUAAAGGCUGAAUUACAAAAUGAAAAGAAGGAAAAAAAGAAGGAAGCCGUUAAAAAGGUUAUUGCUAGCAUGACCGUUGGAAAGGAUGUCAGCGCUCUCUUUCCCGACGUUAUGAACUGCAUGCAAACUGAUAACUUAGAAUUAAAGAAACUUGUCUACUUGUAUCUUAUGAAUUAUGCUAAGACUCAACCUGAUACAUCUAUCAUGACCGUUAGUACAUUUGUUAGAGAUUGUGAUGAUCCUAAUGCAUUGAUUCGAGCUUUGGCUGUUCGCACUAUGGGAUGCAUAAGAGUUGAGAAAAUUACUGCGUAUUAUUGUGACCCCUUGCGUAAAUGCCUUAAAGAUGAAGAUCCCUACGUUCGGAAGACCGCUGCCAUUUGUGUCGCAAAGCUUUAUGAUAUUGACCCUACUUUGGUCGAAGAUAAUGGCUUUCUUAGUUUGUUAAAGAACCUUCUAAACGACAGUAAUCCAAUGGUUGUCACAAACGCUGUCGCUGCAAUCUCUGAAAUCUUGGAGACUACACAGUCUGAAUCUGUUGUCAAUCUACUGAAAAUUGAUCAGCAAAUUGUUAACAAACUUCUCACAGCCCUGAAUGAAUGCAAUGAAUGGGGACAGGUUUUCAUUCUCGAUGCCAUCGCUGAGUACACCCCAACAGAUGAACGUGAAGCCCGAGGUAUAAUAGAACGUGUCAUGCCAAGACUCCAGCACGCGAACGCCGCUGUUGUCUUAUCUGCUGUUAAAGUGGUUAUCCGUACCCUUGGAUUUAUCGAUCCAGAGUCCGAUUUCGCUCAGACUACAUCCAAAAAAUUGUCUCCUCCACUGGUUACUUUGCUUGCAGCUGAACCGGAGAUCCAAUAUGUCGCUCUUCGUAAUAUCAACCUCAUUUCGCAAAAGAAUAAAGACAUCCUCAAACAGGAAAUUAAGGCUUUUUUCGUAAAAUAUAACGAUCCAAUAUACGUUAAAUUGGAGAAGCUGGAUAUCAUGAUUCGACUGACUAACCAAGCGAAUAUUGCUCAAGUUUUAGCUGAGCUUAAGGAGUAUGCUAAAGAGGUGGAUGUCGAUUUUGUGCGCAAGGCAGUUCGAGCCAUUGGUCGUUGUGCUAUCAAAGUUGAAGCCUCGGCGGAAAGAUGUGUUAGUACACUGGUGGAACUAAUUAAUACCAAGGUCAAUUAUGUUGUUCAGGAAGCCAUUGUUGUUAUUAAGGAUAUCUUCCGAAAGUACCCAAACAAGUACGAGAGUAUUAUUGCCAACUUGUGUGAAAACCUGGACACAUUAGAUGAACCUGAAGCCAGAGCUUCUAUGAUCUGGAUCAUUGGUGAAUAUGCGGAGAGAAUUGAUAAUGCCGAUGAAUUGCUCCAAUCAUUCUUGGACGGAUUUCAUGAUGAGAAUACUCAAGUGCAACUCCAACUCCUCACUGCUAUUGUGAAGCUCUUCCUUAAGAGACCUUCGGAUACACAGGAACUCGUUCAAAAUGUUCUAGGCUUGGCUACUCUCGAAUCAGACAAUCCCGACUUGCGUGAUCGUGGUUACGUCUAUUGGCGUCUUCUUUCCACAGACCCCACCGCAGCCAAGGAGGUGGUUCUUGCUGAGAAGCCUCUCAUCUCCGAGGAGACUGACCUUCUAGAACCUUCUCUACUUGAUGAACUCAUCUGCAAUCUUGGUAGCCUCGCCAGUGUCUAUCAUCAACCACCCAGCGCUUUCGUGGAAGGAAAGCACAUUUCACGUCGACAGCUCUUUGGUACUUCAAGUGGCGGUGGUUUGGGCAAAGCCGGUGGUGUCGAUGCAGGACAACCUACUACAACCGUUAUCCCAACACAGGAAACAUUGAUUGGUGAUCUGCUGGAUAUUGAUACGGUGAUGCCGACCAGUAAUACUAUGGUACAACCUGUCGGAGGGUAUGCAGGUGCCACCCCGAUUCAUGGAAUUGAUAUGGAAGCACCAGAUUUACUUGGAGAUGGUCUUGACGAUCUUCUUCCUGGAAUUACUCCGAAGACUUCAGCGGUUGGACAGUCAGAUCCUUCCGCCGCUGACGCCCUGACCGAUAUCUUCGGUGGUUUGGGAGUGAGCUCUGGAGCUUCUGCCGCCCCCUCAAGUAGUCUUGCAAGUCACGACUUAGCCUCAAUGGUAAUUGCUUCUCCCUCACCACCCGCAUAUAUCCCUGCCCCCUCCGUAUGGCUCGAAUCCUCCCGUGGAAAGGGUCUCGAAAUCUCUGGCACUUUCUCCCUCAACACCGCCACUAACACUCCCCAAAUGGAGCUCACUUUCACAAACAACGCUCUAACCCCAAUGACCGGUUUCGCUAUCCAAUUUAACAAGAACAGCUUUGGAUUGGCACCGGCAGAGGCUCUGAGUGUGCCCAGUCCUCUGCAGUCCAAACAGUCAGCCAAAGUGACCCUCCCACUUGGCUUUGGUAAUCAAGUUGUGAAGAUGGACCCACUGAUGAAUUUGCAAGUGGCAGUAAAGAAUAACUUAGAUGUUUUUUACUUUGCUUGUCUCGUUCCAAUCCAUGUGCUGUUCACAUCGGCGGGAGAGAUGGAGAAAAUGGUCUUCUUGGCUACUUGGAAAGAUAUUCCGCCAGAAAAUGAACAACAGUUUGUGCUGUCACCGCUCACUUUGGAUGCUGAUACCUGCUCACAGAAGCUACGUAACAACAACAUUUUCACAAUUGCCCAACGCAAUGUCGAUGGUCAAGAUAUGCUUUAUCAAUCAAUGAAACUCUGCAAUGGCAUAUGGGUUUUGGCUGAGCUCAAAAUCCAACCCGGUAACAUGUCCUACACGUUAUCAUUAAAAUCUCGUGCAAUGGACGUUCAUCCAUACGUUCGUGAAGCAUUCCAUGGAAUUCUUUCCAAUUAA